This is a messenger RNA of Limulus polyphemus (Atlantic horseshoe crab), 400 nucleotides long. Its product is annotated as junctophilin-2-like. The transcript has a single exon. NCBI's taxonomy places the organism in Eukaryota, Metazoa, Arthropoda, Merostomata, Xiphosura, Limulidae. The record is from RefSeq and is a predicted model, not a curated record. Gene Ontology annotation, cellular component: endoplasmic reticulum membrane; junctional membrane complex; plasma membrane. The annotation marks the transcript as partial.
AUGACAGCACCGCACGUGCAACUUCGCACCACCACGACCGGCGGUCGUUUCGACUUCGACGAUGGGGGCACGUACUGUGGGGGUUGGGAAGACGGGAAAGCACAUGGGUAUGGUGUGUGCACCGGCCCCAGGGGCCAGGGCGAGUACAGCGGCUCGUGGCAUUUUGGAUUUGAAGUGUCCGGAGUAUAUAUUUGGCCCAGCGGAAGCACCUUCGAGGGUCAGUGGCAAAAUGGCAAGCGCCACGGACUAGGGGUAGAAACCCGGGGUCGUUGGGUGUACCGCGGAGAAUGGACACAGGGACUGAAGGGCCGAUAUGGGGUUCGACAGUCACUCACUUCUGGAGCCAAGUACGAAGGAACUUGGGCUAAUGGAUACGGUUCGGAGACGUACGCUGAUGGAG